CAGACACACACACACACACAUGAUGGUGUUGAGCUUCGGGCUGGUGUUCAGCACUGCAGAUUACUGGUGGUGGAUCCCAGUUGCCGGGCCGCUGGUGGGGGGUGUCGUCGGAGCGGUGAUCUACUUCCUGUUGAUCGAGCUUCAUCACUCCAAUCACAACGACACACCACAGGAGGAGCCUGAGGAGGAGGAGGAUGAGGAUGAAGAAGAGGACAGCAGCCUGAAGGACAAAUACGAGAUGAUCAACAUGAGCUAGAAAGCGCAGUUCAGGAUGCAGCAGUAGAAUAAACCACUCGUCCUCCUACUGAAGUAGUUUACUAGACACUUCACAGCUCAGAUGUGCUGUUUUACACUGAAGGACUCAUGUAAGCACUUGAACACAGCUCAGUCUUCUGUCACGCUGGCCCACAAUCCUCCACUGCACCGCAGGACUGAUGUUACUGUGCUGCUGAUGGGACUUGACGGUAUACUGAACCCGCAGCAGGCAUUUACUCUCCUUUAACCAUAAAAACUGCCCGACUCUCAAAAAUCAGCAACAAAUGUGUUUCUGGACACACAGGCGGUGUGUAUUGGACCGUUAGGGUCAGCGUAGGGUUAAUGGCACUGGGCCAGAGCAGCGUUUCUCUAAAAAACAUCCGCAACUGUUUCCCAUUAGACCACUAUUGACCUUCAUGCUUCAUUUCAGUUGUACUUCACCAUGUUGUCAUGUAGAUACUGUUGUGCUGAUCGUGUUUAUGCUCGUGUGUGUGUGUGUGUGUGUGUGUGUAGAUCCUGCUUGUUUUAUUAACUGUUUGACUCUGAGAUUGCCCAGUAGAUCAACAUCUUUUAUAAUGACUGACUGUACAUUUGUGUGUGUUUUGGCUGAAAUAAACCAGUUUUACAGCAGA
Messenger RNA from Danio rerio (zebrafish), 887 nucleotides. RefSeq names its product aquaporin 9a (gene aqp9a). The record is from RefSeq and is marked provisional. NCBI's taxonomy places the organism in Eukaryota, Metazoa, Chordata, Actinopteri, Cypriniformes, Danionidae. Gene Ontology annotation, molecular function: channel activity. Gene Ontology annotation, cellular component: membrane; plasma membrane. Gene Ontology annotation, biological process: arsenite transport; transmembrane transport; urea transmembrane transport.